UUGUGUUGUUAAGGCGCCAUAUUGGAUCCACCCUGUCUCUUUGUUAAUAGACCUGACUGAAUGGCCUAGUUUUAAAUUGUUCUCACUGAAUAUAGCCAUGUUCAACAGGAAGGUUACUACAGAAUCGUUCCUGGUCACCUACCAGUUCCUUCCGUCUUACAAGUACUCUGAGAAACACUGCCUCUGGGUGGAGAAUCCGGACAGCAUAGCGACCCUCCCGCCGCCCGACCCUCCGCCCACUUCCAGGGCGGAGAUCUUUAAUCCCAUAGAUUAUAGUGAGGUUGACGCGCGAGCAGACAAGACUCCCCAGAACCUGCUUAAGCAGACGUACUCUGACCUGGUGAAAUACCUGACGAAGGACUGUAAGAGUGCACUGGCGAGGGUAAGGAUCAUCUACCGGUGGAUCACGUCCAUACAGGUGGACCAGAUGCUACUGCCGCAGUCCCAGCCCGACCCCAACACGCCGUACUACCAGCUGUGGCGCAUCAAGAACCAGAAGGGAAACUACGCCCAACUAGUCAGCAUCUUGUGCAGACUGUGCAACAUCAUCUGCGUCAUCAUCCACGGCAAGCUAAAAGGCUCCAACUACGACGUCGGCCAGACAAUCGACGACAAAGUCAACUACGGAGAAUGGAACGCGGUGCUCAUAGACGGACACUGGCGACUGAUGGAUGCCUACUGGGGCGCAUGCUCGGUCGGAAGUGACGGUGGAGGGGACUGCCCUGACGAGACGAAUAGGUUUGUGUAUGCCUGCGACGAGAACUAUUUCCUCACCGACCCCAGACAGCUGAUUGCAACCCAUCUUCCUUUUAACAAGGAGUGGCAGCUUAUGAAAGACCCAAUCACUCCAGCGAGAUUCGAAGAGAUGGCUUUCCUCAAGGACAGAUUCUUUGAACUUGGUAUGUCGGUUCUGUCGCACCCUGAAUGCGUCAUCAAAUCUGCUCGUGGCGAAGAGGAGAUAUUCUUUCGGAUUCCUGAAGGGGAAGGGUUACAUCAUUCUUACGACUGUUUGUUAUUCAGACAAGAGACGAACGGCGUUUCUGGAUUAUCGCCCAGAUACGACCGAUACGUAUCCGUUCACAGACCAAACCCCGAUUUACUCAGCAUAAAGAUCCAGUUGCCUGUGGCCGGGACAUUUCGUUUGGAACUGGUUGGCAAAGACAGCAGCAUCAGAGAACCCGGAUAUGAUGACGACUGGAUAGCAGUUUACAAAAUUAUUUUCAGACAGACCGAUGAUGAGACAAAAGCCGCGCAGUUUGCUGACAGAAUUAAGUUGGCAGCAGAAGCUAUGGAUGAGGAGGAAUUGCUGAAAAUUAUAGUCGAGCUCAAAGAUCUAGCUAAAACAGAGAAGGUUCACGGACUACAGCCAAACAGUGAAGCAGAUGAUGACGAACAGAAGGCGAUGACGUCACAGCAGACGUCGGUGAUGACGUCAGACCAGGUGGCGACCGAGCUGAAAAAAGCUGAACGAGAACUUGAAAUUAUCCAGGCGAGGAAAGAACUCGUAGCUGCCAAAAACGCACGUGACCUGAAGCGUCUGACUGCGAUCGUGAACCUCAUAAAAGAGAAGAAUUACGAUUCGUUCAUGGAGGAUGACGUAAAGACGGUCGAGAGACUGAUAGAGAGAUUACGUCACAUCCACCGACUGUCGCAUGACAUCAUACAGAUGGACCAGUCCAUUAUUGCUGAGCUGAAGGGGUAUGCUGCCCCGCCAGAGGUGGUACACAGAGUUCUGAUGGCAGCUUUUUUACUCCUUGGGAAUUUUACCGAUGAAACCAAGGACUGGAGUAAGGUACGGGCGUUGAUGGGUAAAACUGGAAAUGAGUCCUUAAAGCGACGCGUUCAGGAGUUCGACCUUGACUCUGUUGGCCUUGACAUUGCUCUAGGUGCUCGAUACCUACUCCACGGUUGCACCCUCGACGAAAUCCGGAUUAAUGUUAGCGCGGGCGGUGCGACCUUCUUUCUAUGGAUUAAAGGUAUUGUUAAUGAAAUCCUGAUUCGUCACGAAGAAGACGUCCACAAGGUCAGGCCAAGGACGAAAAACUCCGAACGAUACCAGCGACCCAAAACGAGAAAACAUCGUCAAGAGUAGACAGGCUCGGGGAAAACACGGGGUGUGGGUGGAGAAAGUGAUAGGGGUACCCGUCAAUUCGAAAACAAAAACGUCUGUUGCUAAUCUCUCUCUCUCUCUCUCUCUCUCUCUCUCUCUCUCUCUCUCUCUCUCUCUCUCUCUCUCUCUCACUCACUCACUCACUCACUCACUCACUCACUCACUCACUCACUCACAUAUAUAUAUAUAUAUAUAAACGAAACCUCUUCACAACAACUAGACCAUUUUCAACUAAAUUUGAUGGGGAAUUCCCCUGACCUAUGGAAAAACAAAAUCAUGAGUUUGUUCAUUCUGACUUCCAGGAAACUGUGUGGUAUGCAUCCCAUGAGUCUGGUACAUGGGAUCAAUACUUUACUCAGGUGACCGGUCAGGCCCAUCAAGGGUCUUCUGUUCUCGGCGAAAUAAACCAUGUCACAGUAA
Molecule: messenger RNA, 2530 nt
Organism: Gigantopelta aegis
Lineage: Eukaryota; Metazoa; Mollusca; Gastropoda; Neomphalida; Peltospiridae
Exons: 8
Coding region: 98-2092 (664 amino acids)
Source: RefSeq, a predicted model, not a curated record